GCUGCUUCACAGACGCCCAGCCAGGGGCUCAAGGCUUCCUCCUAGCGUGGCAGAGUCCCACCUGGUGCUGGGGCAGCUGCCACCAUGGAAGCAGCACCGGGCGCUGCUGCAGCAGCAGCAAAGCCUGCAAAGUCCAGCAAGAAGUCUCGGAUGGUGAAGCGGCACACCAACAUCUACACCUACCAGGAGCCGCCCCACAGCAAUUCAGAUGAGGAUAUCAGUGAAGAGAAGGCUAACAGCCACGACCCAGAGCAAGUCUUCCAGAACAUCCAGUACCAGAAGGAGGUCAUGUCCAACAUACGUUGCAGGCCGUGGCCGAUGAGGCAGAAGCUGCGGGCGCUCAGACAGGCAAAGGAGAUUGUGCUGAAGUACGAAGGGAGGCUCACUAGAACCAGAGGUUACCAGGCUGCUGGUGCGGAGCUUUGGAGGAAGUUUCUUCGACUGGCAUAUAAUUUUGUGGUGCUCUUUAUUCCUUGGGAAAUGCGAAUUAAAAAAAUUGAGAGUCAUUUUGGGUCUGGAGUUGCCUCUUACUUCAUCUUCCUUAGAUGGCUAUUUGGAAUCAAUAUUGUACUUACCAUAAUGACAGGAGCAUUUGUAGUCUUACCAGAGCUACUGGCUGGUGCACCGUUCGGCAGCACUGUCAGCAAAACCAUUCGCCCAGAAGACAUGAAAACUGCACAAGACCUGGACACCAUCUGGUCACUUGGGGGCUACCUCCAGUACUCCGUUUUGUUUUAUGGCUACUAUGGCAGAGAAAGGAAGAUUGGGAAAGCAGGAUACCGGCUGCCUCUCGCCUACUUCCUGGUUGGCAUGGCAGUGUUUGCUUACAGCUUCAUCAUCCUCUUAAAAAAAAUGGCGAAGAACUCAAGAAUGAGUUUAGCAAGUGCUUCCGAUGAAAACUACACUUUCUGUUGGAGGCUGUUCUGUGCCUGGGAUUAUUUAAUAGGAAACCCUGAGGCUGCAGAGAGCAAAGCGGCUGCCAUAGUUAACAGCAUUCGGGAAGCUAUAUUGGAAGAGCAGGAAAAGAAGAAAAGCAAAAACCUGGCAGUGACAAUCAGUUUAAGAAUUAUUGCAAACAUCCUCGUGCUUCUCUCACUCACUGGAAGUAUUUACAUCAUUUACUUUGUCGUGGAUCGAUCCCAAAAGUUAGAGAGCAAGAAGAGGGAACUGACCCUUUGGGAAAAAAAUGAGGUAAGCGUAGUUGUGUCACUGAUUACCAUGAUUGCACCCUCUGCUUUUGAACUCGUGGCAGCUCUAGAGAUGUACCAUCCAAGGACCACUCUUCGCUUUCAGCUUGCAAGAGUUCUUGUUCUCUAUCUGGGAAAUCUCUACAGUUUGAUCAUUGCUCUCCUGGAUAAAGUGAACAGUAUGAGUGACAGUGUUAACAGCAAUUCAAGUAAUUCUAUCCCCUCUUUUGCAACUGGAACUCCUCCUAAAGAAGGCAAUUUAUCUGCAACUAUUUCUGAUGCACAAAUGAACAGCAACAAAUCUCACGCUCAAAGCUUGCCAACCUCUGAUUCACUGGUUAACAACACAGCUUCCUCUAGCUCUGCGCAGAAUCAGUGCUGGGAGACCUACGUUGGUCAAGAGAUGCUAAAGCUGUCAAUCAUUGACAUGAUAUUCACAGUUGCGAGCAUCCUGCUAAUUGAUUUUUUCCGUGGACUGUGUGUCCGAUAUUUAAGUGAUUGCUGGUGCUGGGACCUAGAAAGCAAGUUUCCAGAAUAUGGUGAAUUCAAAAUUGCAGAGAAUGUACUGCAUUUGGUCUACAAUCAAGGAAUGAUCUGGAUGGGAGCCUUCUUUUCACCUUGUUUACCGGCAUUCAAUGUCCUCAAGUUGAUUGGACUCAUGUACCUGAGGAGCUGGGCUGUAUUAACGUGCAAUGUACCACAUCAGCAGGUUUUUAGAGCCUCUCGAUCCAAUAAUUUCUACUUGGCCAUGUUGCUGUUCAUGUUGUUUUUGUGCAUGUUACCAACAAUUUUUGCUAUUGCCCGAUACAAGCCAUCUUUAACCUGUGGUCCUUUCAGUGGACAAGACAAAAUAUAUGAUAUUGUUUCUGAAACAAUUAAAAAUGAUUUUCCUGUGUGGUUCAACUCAGUGGUUACUUACAUCAGCAGUCCUGUGGUGGUCCUCCCUGCGCUCUUACUUCUAUUCAUGCUGAUCUAUUACCUACAAAGUAUUGCAAGAUCAUUGAAAUUCACCAACAAUCAGCUGAGAAUGAAGAUACAAGCAGAAAGAACUGAAGAUAAGAAAAAGGUGGUGCAAAUGGCAGUAGCCAGAUUCCAGAAUCUGGAUGGGAGUGACAAAAGACCAGACCAAGACGGUGGUCUUAUUAGCCAGGAGUCUUCUGUUCGGGCCUCAACCCCACGGAAGAAUGGCAGUGUCUUGAACUUUGAAUCUCCUGUGAGCAAAGGCACCAGAAUACAAACCAUCUCCCAGACUGUGCCCCACACCGUGCCCUCGAGUGAUGCAGCAAGACCUGUGAAUGCAACUCCCACAACUUCAGCUUCUUUAACGCCCUCAGUAUCAAGUGUACAGAAAGCAAGAAACGACCAUACCGCUAGCAGGUACCCAAGUGUUGUGCAUGGGAGUGCAAGUGAGCUCUGUAAAACAAAGGCCUAUACACCAGUGACUUUCAAAAAACGUACCGAAGAUGUUCACUCUGAGCCUCUCUUUAGGAAAAGCAUUCGGCAGGUAAAUCCAGAUGCUUUUGGAGCGGGGGCUCCUGUUUUUGUGGGACGCAGACCACAUGCUACCAGAUACUAUGUUGUUAAUGAAAGUGAACCCCGUAAAAAAUCAGGCCGUUCUACCUCCCGACUCCAAAGGCAAUUCCGAAUAGAAGAGCCAGAAGAUAUUGUUGAGUUGUAUCCGCACAAUAUCAGAAGAUAUGUGGUUCAAACACCACAACGCAUGUAUUCUCCUCAUCCCAGUGAAGAUGAGGAGGAUGAAGAGGAACUUGGGAGACGCUAUAUGAAAAGAUCCCAUCGCCCUCGGUCACUGUCUGACCUUCGCCCAGCACCGCGAUUUUAUAUUGGGGAGCGUGCUGAUGGCCAUGUUCUUACAAGCAAAGACCUAGCCAAAGUGCAUUACAAAUCCUGGGAUGAUGGUUUUGAGCUAGACCUGGACAGACCUCCAUAUGCCUACAAAAAAGUGCACCUGAAAAAUGUUGAUCAGCACUAUCUUGAGCCGCAUGUGAAACCUAAAAUGAAGCAUAUACUGGAGCAGUCUCUAACAGAAUCUGAUUCAGUUUCCAUUGAAUCGAGCAGUGAUCCACAGAACAGCAGCAAUGACCAAUACAUCCAGGUCAUUCAUAGCAAGGAAAAGUACCUGAAACCUGGGACAAAACUCACCAAAAAGAAAUCAAAAAACAAUACUGAACUAAAUAUGUCUGAGCCUAAUGAACUGGUAUGCUCAAAUGUCUGAGAAAGUGCCCCAACUUUUUGUGUUUAGAACAGGUUUGUGCACAGGUUUGUGCAGUCAUUGUAUUUCCUGUUUAAGGUCUAUUAGAAUAACUACCACAGUCGGCCAUUCAAGGUGGGAAAAGCAUAAUUAGUCCUGUGUUUCACUGUUAACUGUACCUUGCUUUGACAUCAUUCUCCUUUAUUACAUGUUAUGCUGUUUAAAAAAAACAAAAAACA
This is a messenger RNA of Centrocercus urophasianus (Greater sage-grouse), 3635 nucleotides long. It is a transcript of the gene TMC3, whose product is annotated as transmembrane channel like 3. Gene Ontology annotation, cellular component: plasma membrane. The record is from RefSeq and is a predicted model, not a curated record. Bases 85 to 3420 code for a protein of 1111 amino acids. NCBI's taxonomy places the organism in Eukaryota, Metazoa, Chordata, Aves, Galliformes, Phasianidae. Gene Ontology annotation, molecular function: mechanosensitive monoatomic ion channel activity. The transcript is spliced from 22 exons.